AUGGAAAGCUCACAGCGAGCGAGUGGGUCGGAGACACGGCCAUGGACCGAAGAAGAAGACCUCAAGCUCAUUGAAUGGAAAUCCAUGAUGGUAAGACCAGAGGAGCAGACACCGCGAUGGACCACCAAAGAAGAAGACCAGAGGGUUUUUGAAUGUCAAUGCAGAAAUCCCGAUCCAGAUAUCGCAACGCUGACAGGGCUGAGCGGGAGUGGCAAGAGUUGUAGGGAGAGGUGGAAUAACGAUCUGGAUUCUAAUGUCCAGAGAGGGAACUUCUCCCAAGAGGAAGACGACGCCAUCAUCUGCUUCCAGUCGCUCUAUGGGAAUUGCUGGGAAAGUAUAGCAGCUCAUCUUCCAGGGCGAACCGAUAAUGAUGUCAAGAACCGCUGGUACAGCCAUUUGAAGAAGCAGAUUUGGAGAAGUACAGAUGAGAAUAUUCUUGACCCACAAAGUAGCACCAGGGAUCAGCCACAUGCCACACAACUCUUUCAUCUCAACCACAAUAUUAAUCCAAACACAAGCUUAAGCUCGAUUCCUACACCAGUUUCAGCCUCACAAGAAAUCACCAGCCCUUGGUCCACUUCUGAACUAGCCUACCCAGAAUUUCCAGGGGAUAUCUUCUGA
Molecule: messenger RNA, 621 nt
Organism: Vitis vinifera (wine grape)
Lineage: Eukaryota; Viridiplantae; Streptophyta; Magnoliopsida; Vitales; Vitaceae
Product: transcription factor MYB13-like
Exons: 3
Coding region: 1-621 (206 amino acids)
Source: RefSeq, a predicted model, not a curated record